Dothidotthia symphoricarpi CBS 119687 is the source of this 818-nucleotide messenger RNA. RefSeq lists its product as uncharacterized. Gene Ontology annotation, cellular component: mitochondrion. The record is from RefSeq and is a predicted model, not a curated record. Gene Ontology annotation, biological process: iron-sulfur cluster assembly. Gene Ontology annotation, molecular function: iron ion binding; 2 iron, 2 sulfur cluster binding; 4 iron, 4 sulfur cluster binding. The transcript has a single exon. The coding region runs from base 25 to 705 and encodes 226 amino acids. NCBI's taxonomy places the organism in Eukaryota, Fungi, Ascomycota, Dothideomycetes, Pleosporales, Dothidotthiaceae.
CACCACUCCCUAACAUCUAUCGAUAUGGCUUCUACACCGACGUUGUGCACUUCCUGUCUGCGCGCUGUGAGGAGAGCGGCCACAAGAGUCAAUACCAAGCCUGCGAGCAGCGUACCCAACUCUUCACGAGCGUACACCAAAGCGGCCGCCACAUCGCAGCCAUUGUAUCUCGACUUUCUUGCGCCAUCUGCGUUCAGACCAGAGUUGAGGUCAACUCGGCCCUACAAGAUACGCCCACCGAUCUUCGCACAAGCGCAACACUCGCGACGAGGCCUCGCCACCACCAGCGACCCCUCCGCCGCGAAACCUGCCCACGCCAUCCAGAACCCACGCAACGAUGACUCCGGCUCUCCUAUGACGAUCUCUAUUUCCCCACGUGCAUCCAACCGUCUGCACAAAAUCUCCGCCACCGACGCGAACCCCAACCUCGCAUUGCGCGUUGCCAUCGAAAGUGGUGGCUGUCACGGCUUCCAGUACCUCAUGUCCUUGAUCGACCUUUCGAAAGUCCCAGCAACCGAGGAAGAUACAAUAUUUGAGGGGCAUCAGGGGGAGAAGGUCAUAGUUGAUGAGAGCAGUUUGGAGCUGCUCAGUGGGAGUACGGUGGACUAUACGAUGGAGUUGAUUGGGAGUCAAUUUAAAAUCACGGGGAUUCCGGGCGCAACCAGUAGUUGUGGAUGUGGGACAAGUUUCGAUAUCAAGUUGUGACAGCAUCGGGAUCAGAACUUGAAAGUGAUGAAGAAGUAAAUACCCUGACAGAGGCAAUCGCUGUUAGAUAGCUAGAUACUCAUGCCACCUUCAUAAUAACUUCCAACUCCUGC